Pochonia chlamydosporia 170 is the source of this 1122-nucleotide messenger RNA. RefSeq lists its product as hypothetical. The transcript has 2 exons. The coding region runs from base 1 to 1122 and encodes 373 amino acids. Lineage: Eukaryota; Fungi; Ascomycota; Sordariomycetes; Hypocreales; Clavicipitaceae. The record is from RefSeq and is a predicted model, not a curated record.
AUGGCCGCUGACGAUCUCGAAGUCUCUUCCCGGGUCAUCCUCAAAGGAUCCGGUAAUUGGGAUGUGUGGAUCAGCGUAAUCCGCAAGUUCGCGAAAAGUCAACAUGUCUGGGAAUAUGUUGACCCUGAUGCUGUACACAAGCCAGUUCUGACGCUGCCAGUCGAACCGACGCCUGGACAAGCCCAGACAAACGCCACUGACAUACAGCGAUUGCAAGGUGAUAGUCUUAGCAAAUUCCAAAUCCUUGAGGCAAGGCAUCGAAGCCAACUUCAGAUCUACAAGGACAGGACCAAAGCUUUGGCGACACUACAAGAAUACAUCGUCAAAACCGUUGGCAGGUACUAUGAUAUCAUUGCCAAGGAAGACGAUGUCGCAAAGGAACUCAUGAUCCUGAAGAACCGUGUCAAACCAACUGACUGGGCUCGGGAGAGUGAAGUCACGGAUCGAUAUUACGCUACGCUUAAGGCAAAUCUUGAUCUGCCUGAUAUAAGAGGCCUGCGACAGACUCGACAUUUUCUUAAGGCGGUAAAUGCUAUAGACCCGACAUUCUCGAAGGUCUGGAUCAAUCAGAUGGAAGCAAAGGCCCUAUCCCACGAGGAUGACGAGUGGCAAAAGACAUUCCCUGAUGGAAUCAAGAUCAGUGAAAUUUUCGAACGGUCAUAUCGAUCAACUGCUCAGAGCUCGGGCAGCAGAGGUGCAUUCGCCACCUUCCAAGGUGAAGGGGAGCCUGAUGCAUCCAAAACCAACAACAAGAACCCAGGGGGAAGACCAACUUGCCUCUGCGGUCGCAGACACUUCUAUUCAGAGUGCUACUACCUAUCUGAUUCGGUACGACCAGCUGGAUGGUCUCCGGACAACAAAGUCCAGGAAGAAAUCGAUCAGAAGCUUCAAGACCCUACUAUCAAGGGCAAAGUCGAACGGUCCAUCAGGAACCGAAGGAAGAAGGAGGAACAGUCUCAGCAACAGGAUGGAUCGGAGAUCAAAGGAACUGCCUUUGCCGGAGCCAUAGCCAGGAUUCAGCCAGAAGCUCCGCCACCGAUGCAGCAACCAUCCGACACCGAGAUCCAAUCCACUUUCUCAACUGCAGCUGUUGUCAACAAAAAGAACGCGCUCUCUUGCUGA